AUGCGUCGCGUCCUGGACCUUUUGCCCCGCCUGCGGGCGGCUCGGCCUCAGACAACCUGCCAUCCCCACUGGCGCGCCGUGGAGCGGUCCUGCAAGGGCGGCUGUGACCCGGCCCCGGCUAGCUUGGAGGCCGCGCCCGUCACCCCAGAGGAAAAUCAGUUGAGGCAGAAGCCGCAAGCCCACACAACCCGGCAGGCCAGCCACUGGGCCGCCUUUGCAGACGCCGCGGCGGGAGCAGCCAACGUAUCCUGGCAAGCGUUUCAAGGCGCGUUGCCCGCCGCAGAGUUGGCUUCUUUGAGUCUGCUCGAAAUCAAGAUCGACUACGCCACUCGCCGCGGCGGCAGCGCUUCGAUAACCAGCCAGCAGAAGAAGUCGCUGACGCGGGCCGUCUGGAAGGCGAGCGACGUGGAAGGCCAGCUCCCCAGCCCCGGCGCGCCGGGCCUUCAACUACCUCUGCGAGCGCAACCUUUCUACCGGGCGCUGCUCGCUCGCCACCGGGGCUUGCUGGCGGAACACCGCGCCUCGGCGGACCAGAGCUGGCGCGGCGUGCCCGCGGCAGAACUCCUCCUCAACCUGCCAGGCGUGGAAGUCGCGGCGCGACCCUGGCUUUACCCAAGCAUGGCCUUCGGGGACACGGACAUCUCCCUGCGCCUCAAGGCCACGGGCCACCUGGACGUGACAGCCGCUCCGAGCCCGAAAGCGCACUGGAUGCGAAAGCUGUUGAGUGGCUGCGAAGACUUCCGGCGGGACUACCACCUCCAAGCCUUGCUCUACAAUGUCUGCGGUGGCAGCCGUGGCCGCCGCCAAUGGUCUGGCGCCAGACGAAGCCGAGAGUGGCCGCCAAGUAGCUGGAGAUGA
Effrenium voratum is the source of this 858-nucleotide messenger RNA. Lineage: Eukaryota; Dinophyceae; Suessiales; Symbiodiniaceae. The record is from the annotation of a GenBank genome assembly.